AUGACACAGUGGAAGGUUAAAUUGACUAAACAAUGGGAUGGACUAGUAGAUCCAUUUUGGAAUGAUAGAUUAUCUCUAUGGGGAAUUCAUGAAAAGGGCAAUGUCAAUAUAUUUAGGUACAUUGAUGGUCGCAAGAUGGGCUCAAUACCACUUAGAUUAAAGUCCAAUGAAGAGAUUUUAACUUGCCAGUUGGAGCCAAAUGAUGGGGAUUUGUUUGCAGUUGUAUUGAGAUCGGGGUCCGUCAAGGUUUAUAAAGGACGACAAGACGUUGACAGUUCAGAUCCAACAGAUGGGGCAGACAUGGUUGGAACUAUUGUCUUAGGUCGUGGUGAAUGGUUUAAUAUGGAACAAUUUGUUUGGAAUCGUAUUAAGUGGAAGUCUAGGGGGGCUUUUAAGGGUGAUUUUGAUACUGUAUUGACGCAAUGGUUGCCAAAGUUAACAGAAAUGAAUGUUAGUCCUCAAGGGAAGCUUACAUGUACACCAUUGGAAUUUGAAGGCCCUGAAUGGAAUGCGAGUCUUUCAGAAAAUGAGUCAAAUAUGUUUUUAACAUAUGACAAUGCUACUAGAAAAGUGAUGGUUUCUAUCGAUGGAACGUUCAACUUUAGGUAUGGUGAGAAGAACAAGUUUCCCACAAAAGUUACCAAUAUACUAUCCGGAAAUGCCAACAACUAUGUGUUUCUAAAUGAUGAAGAUUGGCAAUUACAGAUUAUUAAACUAGAGUUUACUGAAUCACAUCAAAUGCAUGAGCUAAUGAAGUGUUGUUCUCAGAUACAGUUUUUGAUGAAGUAUCUCAGGGACAAUCAUAAAAUAAUUGGAGUGAAGCUCAUGGAGCCACAUGCAACAUUUAUAAAUAGUCUCUUCCCAGAUGAACAGGCAUCAAGGCUUUUGAAAGGAUUGAAGGACGUGUUUUAUCUUGGCUACUCGGCUGAGAAAAAUAUCGAGAAUUGGUUUACAUUGAAAUUAGGUAGACAUGGAAUAAGCAUUUGGAAACAACGCAAUCAUCUAUUUUGGUCAAGCAGCCAAGGAAUCUUAGUCACAUGUAUGAUACCUGCUUGUGAGAGAUUGAUCGUCGCUGUGAAGAGACUACAAGGUUUAAUCAAAAGUCUAAAACUAAAUAUUUUUGGUCUCGAUGAUGAUGAAGAAUUAAUCGCACCAGAGGUAGAUGAACUUUUACAAAUGGGGCUUGAUACUUUGACGGAAAUUGUCAAACAGGUAGAAAAAUUCCACAUUGGAGAAAACAUGUCCAUUGACGGAUUGACAUGGAUCGAAUAUAUGAUAGACAGCUUACUCCGUGGUGAAGAAGAUGACGGAAACAAUAGCAAUGGGCAGGAUUGUGCAUUAUCUAAUGAUGUAGAUGCAUUAGAUACAUAUCCAAAGGAGCAUUACUCUACCCAACUUUUUCUAAACAACUUCGUUUUGCCAACCCAAACUUAUAAGUGGAUCAAAAAUGAUUUCCCAAACAAGUUAGAAAGCCUUAUACGGCAAUUUGAUCUUGUACAAAAGAACUAUACUGCUAAAUGGAUCAAAAAAAUGAUUAAGGUGUCUGGUCCAAUUCGUAAACUUAGAAGUAUAACUGGUCAACGGCUUAAAGAUGCCAUUAUGGAUGGUGAUGUAAUAUACAUGAUUUGUUCCAAAUCAUCCUCUACAACAUCACAAGGUACUGAUCAAGACCAAAGCCGAGAACAGAUCCAAGAGCAAGAUGACCAUCAAGAGGUAGACCAAGAGCAAGACCAACUGCAGGAUCAAGACGAAGAGUUUACUAUUAUCCAAUAUGACUCCACCUCAAAAGAAUUGACUAAGCAACUGAUACCACUUCCAGAGACCCUUUCGUCAAUAGUUAGCAUUAAAUUUGUUCCAGGUGAACCAGGACGUUUUCUAAUGUUAACAGAAGAUGGCUAUCUGAGAAGGUAUCUCGUUAAUUAUUCAAGCUCUCUUGGCAUAAAAGACCCAUCUCGUAUAACAAUAUACAAUGAUCUGAAGAUUUUAAUGGAACCGUCCACCUUAGAGCUGCUGAAUAAGAAUGCUGCCGAAAACAGAAUGAUAGUGCAUUCCGAUAUGGCUGUGACAAUACUAUCCUCUUUUACAAACGAGCAAGGAGUUUUGGAGCCACAUACCUCUUAUUGUCAGCUUGCAGUCCAUCUUAUGUAA
Eremothecium cymbalariae DBVPG#7215 is the source of this 2148-nucleotide messenger RNA. It is a transcript of the gene APC4, whose product is annotated as anaphase promoting complex subunit 4. The transcript has a single exon. Gene Ontology annotation, molecular function: protein binding. Lineage: Eukaryota; Fungi; Ascomycota; Saccharomycetes; Saccharomycetales; Saccharomycetaceae. Bases 1 to 2148 code for a protein of 715 amino acids. The record is from RefSeq and is a predicted model, not a curated record.